Molecule: messenger RNA, 2693 nt
Organism: Suillus clintonianus
Lineage: Eukaryota; Fungi; Basidiomycota; Agaricomycetes; Boletales; Suillaceae
Product: ribonucleases P/MRP protein subunit POP1-domain-containing protein
Exons: 13
Coding region: 139-2613 (824 amino acids)
Biological process (GO): tRNA 5'-leader removal
Cellular component (GO): ribonuclease MRP complex; nucleolar ribonuclease P complex
Source: RefSeq, a predicted model, not a curated record
GUUUCUACUUUGUUCAGUCCGAAGAUUUUGUAUUCACCAUCUUCCGAUAUUCUUCUUCUGCUAGUGCUGAAUGGCUGCAUAAGCUGGAUUUAGUACCUGUUCUUGAUAAAUCGGUACAUCAUCUACCAUCAAGUACAUAUGACUUUGAAACGUAAGGGGGACGACGCGGAGGAAAUGACAUCUCGGGAACGGAAGAAACUCAAAGUUGCAGGUGCUCGAACAAUUGCAGUUCAACCAAUUGUGUCAGCAAGUGGCAGUGGGACUGUCCAAUCUUCAGGAAACGCGCUCGCUGGACCGUCAAGCACCACCGUUCGAUUUGAUUCUAUGCAGGGGUUACCCGCGUCAAUCGAUGUGGAGAGGUUUACAGAGGCUCGAGCGUAUGAGAUCGAUGCCAUGCAGAAAGCGAUCAAGACAGCAGGUGAAAGUGUGACUCAUCGCGUAUGGCAGACUUUGCCCCGCCAUCUACGACGAAGGGCAGCUAGCCAUGAUGUCCGCCGGGUCCCCUUGCGCUUGCGAGACAAAGCGCGCGCCGAGAUGGUUCCUGUCACGCGGCGCAUACUUAAGCGUGGACGCUCUAAGCAGGGGAAAACAAAGCAAGUGAGCCGCACUGAAUCGCUCUUGAAGCGACAACGCGAUAAGACCUGGCUUGAGACUCAUAUCUGGCACGCUAAACGGAUGAAAAUGGAAAACAUGUGGGGAUACAGACUCGCAAUAACACCGACAGAGAAAUCAUUUCGUCCCUCACACCGAGCCUCCGUGCAUGGCUCAAUCCUCCAUGAUUCAUCGUAUCACUCACUGAUAGAGCUCAAGGGGCCCGAAAACAUCCUUCGAAAUGUGUUUGAUCUUUGCUGUGAUCCGCAGUGCACUGGAAUGAAGCGAUCCAUGUCCGGUUCUCGCGUGCUCGAGACGGACCUAUACAAGACAGGAAGCUACCCCUUUGACUUGAUUGCACCGGUAACGAUUAUGUGGCGACCGUUACCUGUUGGCUCAGCACCGACAAACGCGUCCUCGGCGGAAAGCUCCUCUAAACGCAGGCGCAAAGGAAAGAAUAAUGUACCGGCUGCCACAGCUCCUCAGAGCUCCACGAGAGCAGUCUGGGUGCGUUCGCACCCUGCAGUGUUCGACGAUGUCUUCGGAUCGUUACAACAAUCUGCUUCUUUAGUCCUUGAGGCUGAAAAACAGCGACAUGAAGAUGUGUAUGCCGAAGUAGAAAUAGCCGAUCGGCGAGGUAGUGUCAAUGCUUUCGAAAUCAUGGGACCCAAGGCAAGUCAGGUCAUCAAAGGCGCUCUGUCUCCAGUCGGAGAUGAUGAUAGGCAGGAAUUCAAAAAGUUCUGGUCGUCCCUGACUGAUCUUCAGACUACUGCAUCCUUACCGCGCGGAAUCAUUAUCGGAAUGAAAGUCCUUGACCCACGAUUGAAGUUUCCGCCCAAGAAUGCUAAACCCAGAACGAACGAUCAACACGUCGUGACCCCUGCAAUGACGUUCCCUGCCGCCAUCCUUGCUCAAAGCGAAAUUUGGGACGAAGAAAAGCGUUCAGCGCUCAAAAAACCUACGUACAAGAAGAAAGACCUUGAUACGCGCCGCUCCAAGAAUCUUGUUCCGGGCACGCCUCUGAAUCCCAUUCGCCAGGACGACCGCAUCCCACUGCUGCUUAUCCAACGCUCGUUUGAAUCGCCAUCCAGCACUCAUGGCAUCCACGGCUGGACGCUUGUUUUUCCCGCCGGGUGGGGCAUGCCUUUCCUCCCCUCCCUGAUACACACUGGCACACGCGUCGGCGGGCAGCGCGAGCGAAGCUCGCAAGCAUUCGAGGCGGGCACUGCAUGCUUUCCUAGAGAUUUUCCUUGCACAGAGUUCUACGAGAAGCAUUGGGACGAGCGCGCCAUUAAGGAGAAAGCGAAGUGGGACAGGACGCCGCCAGCAAAGAGGGCGAAUCACAAGAAACUUGGUACCCGUAGCCCAUGGCGGGCGGAUUGGGAGGUUGUACUUGGACUCCCCAUGGCGCCUGACAUAGAUGAGAACUUGGUGCCAGCACAAAGAGGGCCUCAGGAUGCAAUGGAGGUCGACAUAGCACCAACCGUUCGCCCGUGGUUGCUCCGUGGUCCCGAAGUGCCGACUAUCCUCGCAAAAGUAACACAAAUGUUUAAUCAUGGCGCAGGUCUCCUUGCAGAGGUCAACAGGUUGCGGACGAAACGUGGCAUGGAUGUACUCGAUGCAAGUCAUCGCCCCGAGGAUCUCCUAAAAGGGGCAUUGGUCAUGGUCCGUGCGAAGAUGGUUAGUCGGGGCGCCCCGAACGACCUUGCCAAUAUCUACCGCAUUAAUGACGUCGAAGCUAAGAAAAUCAUCAAGGAGAAGGGCAAGACGCGAGAGGGUGCAGAUGUGAAUCAGCCACCCGAGGCUCCUCCUCCCCAUGCGUCUAUUAUUGGGUAUGUUACCAGUGGCAACAUGUCCUUGUCUCGCGGAGAAGGCUUCGCUAUUGGCGCUGUCCCAGUGUCAGUCCUGCUAGAAUUGCAACAGCAGUCACAGAGGAAUGGAGAGUCUCGUCCACUGGUUAAAAUUCGCGACCGUGCUGGGAUGAUUUGCCGGGCUGCAUAUCUUGAGUUACUUGACUCAUGAUUAGUACUAUUUUUACAUGUGUUUCGCUAAUUGCAUUCUGCCUAUCGAGUGAAGGCAAUUCACUACCACGUAAGAGCUCA